Guillardia theta CCMP2712 is the source of this 1833-nucleotide messenger RNA. RefSeq lists its product as hypothetical. Gene Ontology annotation, cellular component: cytosol; mitochondrion. Gene Ontology annotation, biological process: cellular response to oxidative stress; cell redox homeostasis; glutathione metabolic process. NCBI's taxonomy places the organism in Eukaryota, Cryptophyceae, Pyrenomonadales, Geminigeraceae. The record is from RefSeq and is a predicted model, not a curated record. Gene Ontology annotation, molecular function: flavin adenine dinucleotide binding; glutathione-disulfide reductase (NADPH) activity; thioredoxin-disulfide reductase (NADPH) activity. The coding region runs from base 70 to 1548 and encodes 492 amino acids. The transcript has 9 exons.
UUCGGGAGAGGGCUCGUAAACAGGAGGCGCUGUCAUACUGUGAUCAUCCGGUUUUUUUCGGGCAAGGCGAUGCAGUACGACUACGACUUGCUCGUCAUCGGUGGAGGAUCGGGAGGUCUAGCCGCUUCCAAAGAAGCUGCUGCUCUCGGUGCCAAGGUCGCGGUUUGCGAUUAUGUCACACCGAGUCCCAAGGGAACAACUUGGGGGCUUGGAGGAACAUGCGUGAAUGUAGGAUGCAUUCCGAAGAAGUUGAUGCAUCAGGCUUGCCUACUGGGUCUAGCGGUUGAAGACGCGAAAUCGUUCGGUUGGAAGCUGCCGGACGAGAAGACUCACGACUGGGAGACGAUGGUGAACAAUGUGCAAGACUACAUCAGCGGCCUGAACUUCCGCUACCGAACGGAGUUGCGCACGAAGAAAGUUGACUACCUGAAUGCCUUGGCGGUUUUUGUCGACGAGCACACCGUUGAGCUGACAGACAGGAAGGGAAACGUCUCGAGGAAAACAGCUGAAAACUUCAUUGUGGCUACAGGCGGAAGGCCCAAGUACCUUGGCAUCCCAAAUGAGAUGGAGCUCUGCAUAACAUCCGACGACCUGUUCUCCCUGUCUUCGCCACCAGGGAAGACUCUGGUUGUGGGAGCUUCCUAUGUUGCCUUGGAAUGUGCCGGUUUCUUGAGAGGCCUCAACUACGACACCACCGUAAUGAUGCGCUCGAUUCCUCUUCGUGGGUUCGAUCAGCAGUGUGCCGAGAUGAUCUGCUCCUACAUGGAGGAGGAAGGGACCAAGUUCAUCCGUGGGUGCAUUCCAGCCAAGAUAGAAAAAGCCGAAUCUGGGAAGAUCAAGGUUUUCUGGAAGCCAACCAACGGCGGUGAUACCAUGGAAUCUGACGAGUACGACACCGUCAUGCUUGCGAUCGGGAGGUAUGCGCUCACCGAGCAGUGCGGAGUGCAGAACGCAGGAAUCAAGACGGACCCGUCAUCCAAGAAGAUCAUCGGGACAGGCACGGGCGUCGGUUUGACCGAGCAGAGCAACGUUGACCAUAUCUAUGCUAUCGGCGACGUUCUUCAUGGAUACCCUGAGCUCACACCCGUGGCAAUCCAAGCUGGUAUCCUUCUUGCACGCAGAAUUUUCGGAGCGAGCAGCAAGGCGAUGGACUACGAGAAGGUUCCGACAGCCGUCUUCACCCCUGUCGAGUACGGAUGCGUCGGUCUGAGCGAGGAGGACGCGAUCGCCCGACAUGGUGAGGAGAACAUCGAAGUUUAUCAUCAGAGCUUCAAGCCGCUUGAGCUGACUGUCCCGGGACGAGGAGACAACGCAGGAUACCUCAAGGUGAUUGUGGAUAAGAAGGACAACGAGAGGGUCCUGGGGAUGCACUACCUCGGGUGGGGUGCAGGAGAGAUCAUGCAAGGAUUCGCCAUCGCUCUGAAGCUAAGAGCCACCAAGGAGGACCUGGAUGAACUCGUUGGCAUCCAUCCGACAAGUGCGGAGCUGUUCACGACACUCAAAGUGACUAAGAGCUCCGGUCUUGACUUUCGUCAGGCCGGUUGCUGAGGUUAAGCUGCUGCCAGACUCGAUCUCUUAGGAGACGCUGCUGGAGAUAAGCAAGGCGUCUCCUGGGAGAGGUUUGGCAGCAGGACGAGGAGGCAGAGGCCCACCUGCUGUGCGCGAUUCUUGUCGCAUUCCGGCGGGUUUGAUCACCUCCCCGAAGCCCAAGGGUUUGCAUGCAGAGCAGCAUGCAGCUAUGAAGGACAAGCUUCAAACGCUACGCGCAAGCUUGACCCGAGACAUGCCCAUCACUUUGACUACGUUUUUAUAAUGUAACGGUUCAUUGCCCAC